This is a messenger RNA of Anguilla anguilla (European eel), 3235 nucleotides long. Its product is annotated as protein phosphatase 1K, mitochondrial-like. The record is from RefSeq and is a predicted model, not a curated record. Gene Ontology annotation, biological process: protein dephosphorylation. The transcript is spliced from 7 exons. The coding region runs from base 294 to 1406 and encodes 370 amino acids. Gene Ontology annotation, molecular function: cation binding; protein serine/threonine phosphatase activity. NCBI's taxonomy places the organism in Eukaryota, Metazoa, Chordata, Actinopteri, Anguilliformes, Anguillidae.
UCCUGGUUAUGACCAGCCGCCAAGUAUUUACAAGGACAAUGAAUGUGUGAUAUCUAUCGGAUUACUGAAAUUCGUUUGACCAACUUUUACUUAAAUCUAAUACUUUCGAAAUCUGGGAAUCGUUCUGACAAUAAAAAGUGAGCACGACGGUGUCCCCAGGAUCCGGUGCCGUGUCAGAGAGAGAAGGCUACUCUUCCCCGUCGCCGAGUUCGGGCUGCGGCUACUCUUCCCCGUCGCUGAGUUCGGGCUGCGGCUACUCUUCCCCGUCGCCGAGUUCGGGCUGCGGCUAAGCUAUGUCAGCUGUCGCGUUCCUUAAACUGGCCAGGUCUGGUGGGCCCCACGUGCGACGACGGGCGCUGUUGACCACCGGGGGACCGAAAGCGCACCGCCGCCUCUUCCACUGCCUCUUCUCGCCCCGGCGGAGCAACUCCCGCUUCGACCCGGACGGGAGCGGAAAGCCCACCACCUGGGACAGCUUCGGGAUCUGGGACAACCGCAUCGACGAGCCCAUCCUGCUCCCGCCCAGCAUCAAGUACGGCAUGCCCAUCCCCAAAGUCAGCCUGUCCAACGUGGGCUGCGCCUCUCUGAUUGGCCAGCGCAAGGAGAACGAGGACCGCCUGCAGGUCUCCCAGAUGACCGCCAACAUCCUGUACUUCGCCGUGUUCGAUGGGCACGGGGGGCCACAGGCCGCGGACUUCUGUGACAAAUACAUGGAGAAGUACAUCAAAGAUCUGGUAGCAGAGCAAGAAGAUUUGGAGCUGGUUUUAGCAGAAGCAUUCCUGGAAAUAGACAAAGCCCUGGCGAGGCAUUUCCACUUUUCUGGCAAUGCCUCGCUCCAGAGCUCCGGCACCACCGCCACCGUGGCGCUGCUGAGGGACGGCAUCGAGCUGGUGGUGGGCAGCGUGGGGGACAGCCGCGCCCUGCUCUGCCGCAAGGGGAAGGCCUUCAAGCUGACCGUGGACCACACCCCGGAGAGGAAGGACGAGAAGCAGAGGAUAAAGAAGAGCGGUGGCUUUGUGACCUGGAACAGCGUCGGUCAGGCAAACGUCAACGGCAGGCUGGCCAUGACGCGGAGCAUCGGAGACUUCGACCUGAAGACCAGCGGGGUCAUAGCCGAACCAGAGACUAAGAGGAUUACCCUGCAUCACGCGCACGACGCCUUCCUGGCCCUGACCACCGACGGGAUCAACUUCAUCAUGAACAGCCAGGAGAUCUGUGAUGUCAUCAACCAGUGCCACGACCCUAAAGAGGCGGCCCAGCUGAUCUCUGAACAGGCCCUGCAGUAUGGCUCCGAGGACAACAGCACCAUCAUGGUGGUCCCGUUCGGCGCGUGGGGGAAGCAGAAGAGCUCCGAGGCCAGCUACUCCUUCAGCCGAAACUUGGUGUCCAGCGGACGCUGGGCCUGAGGGGCGCGCCGCAGAGCCGGACCCCACCCAUGUGCAAUAGCUGUGGCGCCCCCUUCAGGACACUGGAGGGAAGCACUACCAUAUGUUCUUCACCAGAUACCAGGAGCCAUACUUUAGGGGAGUAGAUGUAGAAAUGCCUUCAGGCGCCAGUGUACAGUCUGUACAUUAACCGCGGGAGGGAACAGUUCUGGCUAACAUAUACCGUUUUAUCACUAGGUGCUAUUUAGGAAAGUGGCCACAAUUCUUUGCGCGAAUCACUUUCCGGAGGUGAAAGUGAGUGUUUUGCGUGUUAUAAUGUGGUUGCUCUCUGGAGGCUGUCUGCCCUGCAAAUGUGUUGGUGAGGAACUUUAAUGCACUUUUCCCCCUGAUAAUGUUGAUCAGUGUGUGAUAUGCUUGGAUACGUAUUACACUGAGCUGUGAUACUUCAGUACCUCGAUAGCAGUGUGAGUGAGUGGCCUGUCUGAGAUGACUGGAUGCUGAAGCAGUUUUAAGGCUUUUUUUAGUUUUUACUGUGGGAAAGUUGUGAUAUGUUCAUGCUCUGAAGACUGUCCCACAAUGUUGCGCAGGUCAUGGAGUAAGGCGGUGAAAAUCGGAGUGUGGAUGUUCUGUGUAACACUUUCAUCUCAGAGGUGUUUGGAGAGGAUGGCUUUGUUCCUCUGAAUUCAGGUUUGUCCACCGUGACACGUAAAACCUGCAGGUUGAAUCCAGUUCGGGUUGGCUCAUGUCUGCUUUGGUGAACUCAGGAGGAGAAGCAUCAAGUUGUAAGAUGAGGUCACUUCUACAUGCAUUCCAAAACCUUGUGGGCAGGUAUGCAAGCAAACAAAUAACUUUAUAAAAGCACAUUAAUUACAUGCAAGGUCUGUGUAGACCGAAUGAUUGGAACUUAUUUUAAUGUGGUACCUCACCUGGAGAAUCAAGGACAAUUUGCUGAUGAGGUGAAAUCAUGUAAUGUAAUCUUCACUAAACCAACACUUCUUAAAGAAAAGCACCACAGACAUAUUCUGAUCUUUGUAGAUGUUGUUUAAUAUAAAUUGUACAUAUUACCGUUUAUAUAUUUGGUCUGUUUGGCAAAAUGCUGCUGUUAAAAUGUAUUUAUUGUAUAUACAGUAUAUAACUUGGAAAUAUGAGGUUUUGUGGAUAAUGCUUUGGUUCUCGACUGCAGAGGUAUUCUUAUAUCCUCGGUGUUGUGGAUUUAAUGUUGCUUAAUCAAAGAUUUUCCCUAAAGUGAUUGUCUGUGGCGUCAUGCCUGCUACAUUUUAUAGAACAGUGACAAUUUGCACUUCAUUCAGUAGCCAAACAUGGCUGAAUUGUGUUAUAAACACCCCUGGGUAACAGUGUGGUUUUCUCAUUGAUGCUUCUGGUUGAAAAUGUGGUUGCUUUAAAGUGGCUAAAGUAGCUUUCCUUCAGUACUGUGAUUUGUCGAGUAUUACUGGCAUUGCGUAGGCUGUACGUUUAUAAUCUGCACUGAUACUGUGGAGGCGUCGUCCCACUGCCCUAUGUGACAAUAUAUAACGUGUGAGUGUUGUUAGUCGAGUGGGUUUAUUUUAUUUGUCAGGCACACUGACAGCCAAAUAGUACUGUAUUAUUACUACUUUCUGAAAUAAAAUAAUGUAUUGUGUAAUUUGCUGGGACUGUGUGACUGCAUUAGGCCUGUGUGAAUGGGGGGGCUUGCUUUAACCUGCUUAAUCAAAUCGCUUUUUAACGUUAAGGUCUUAUUUUGGUUUGUUUGUCGGAAUUUCUAUUCUGAGACCUUUCUGAUGACAAAUAGGUAAAAAAAAAAAAAAAAACAGAAAAAACCCUGACAUGGAAAAAAUCGAAUAAGUAUGAAA